Molecule: messenger RNA, 855 nt
Organism: Oppia nitens
Lineage: Eukaryota; Metazoa; Arthropoda; Arachnida; Sarcoptiformes; Oppiidae
Product: EEF1A lysine methyltransferase 1-like
Exons: 2
Coding region: 112-828 (238 amino acids)
Biological process (GO): methylation
Molecular function (GO): nucleic acid binding; protein-lysine N-methyltransferase activity
Source: RefSeq, a predicted model, not a curated record
ACAGUCACUACACGUGCUUUCAAUUGUUGUCAAUAAACACUUGAAAGACGUCUUUGGAUUUUUAAAUAUCAAAGAGUCUUGUAUUUAAUAAAAUUUAAUUAUUGAAUUGAAAUGUCAGCUGAAGAUAGUGUCGACAAUAUAACGGUCACAACUGAUCCCGAUUUGUUGCUAUCGGAGCACACUUUGAAUGCUUUGAAAGAGUUUUACACCGAAACUUAUGCCAAACAAAAUAGUGGUAAUAAAGAAGAGACAGACUUUGAGGAGAAUUGGCAAUUAAGUCAGUUCUGGUACUCGGAAGAGACGGCCAACUAUUUAUCUGAUGAAGUGAUACACGCAUUGAAUCUGCAGAGUAGUCAUGAGUCGGAAAAGAUGACCGAGAAGUCAAUCGCUUGUAUAUCAUGUCCGACACUAUUUGAUUGUUUGUAUCGAAAGUUAAUUAAAGACAGUAUUAAUCAAUCGAUAAAAUUGAUUUUAUUUGAGUUUGACAAACGGUUUCAAAUGAAAUAUCCAUCAAAUUAUGUUUUUUAUGAUUACAAUCAACCACUGGAUAACUCAUUUAUCGACAGAUUUACAGAACGGUCAUUUGAUGUGGUCAUUGCUGAUCCACCUUUUCUUUCGGAUGAAUGCUUAAGAAAGACUAGCGAAACAAUCAAUUAUUUAGCUAAUGAUAAGAUACUCCUCUGUACGGGUUCUGUCAUGAGACACACCAUCGAUGAAUGUUUACAUCUGCAAGAAUGUCAUCACUUUGAACCCAAACAUAACCGCAAAUUAGGAAAUGAAUUCAAAUGUUUUUCUAAUUUCAAUUUAAGACCCAUUGAUAUCAAUUGAUUGUUACUUAUAUUGUUUUUUAUAAUU